This is a messenger RNA of Physeter macrocephalus (sperm whale), 1722 nucleotides long. RefSeq names its product brother of CDO-like. The record is from RefSeq and is a predicted model, not a curated record. The transcript has 8 exons. Gene Ontology annotation, molecular function: protein binding. Lineage: Eukaryota; Metazoa; Chordata; Mammalia; Artiodactyla; Physeteridae. Gene Ontology annotation, cellular component: axon. The coding region runs from base 1 to 1554 and encodes 517 amino acids. Gene Ontology annotation, biological process: axon guidance; cell-cell adhesion.
AUGCAGAAGAAGGGUCUAAGGGAAGAUCUCCAGGACUUCAAGUUAGACGUGCAGCACGUGAUUGAAGUGGAUGAGGGGAACACUGCGGUCAUCGCCUGUCACCUUCCUGAGAGCCACCCAAAAGCCCAGGUCCGAUACAGCGUCAAACACGAGUGGUUGGAGGCCUCCAGAGAUAACUACCUGAUCAUGCCAUCGGGGAACCUCCAGAUUGUGAACGCCAGCCAGGAGGACGAGGGGAUGUACAAGUGCGCUGCCUACAACCCAGUGACCCAGGAAGUGAAAACCUCGGGCACCAGUGACAGGCUGCGCGUGCGCCGCUCCACUGCUGAGGCUGCCCGCAUCAUCUACCCGCCAGAGGCCCAGACCAUCGUUGUCACCAAAGGCCAGAGUCUCAUCCUGGAGUGUGUGGCCGGUGGGAUCCCACCCCCGAGGGUCACCUGGGCCAAGGAUGGGUCCAGCGUCGCCAGCUACAACAAGACACGUUUCCUGCUGAGCAACCUCCUCAUCGACACCACCAGUGAGGAGGACUCCGGGACCUACCGCUGCAUGGCUGACAACGGGGUUGGGGAUCCCGGGGCCGCGGUCAUCCUCUACAACGUCCAGGUGUUCGAACCCCCCGAGGUCACCAUGGAGCUGUCCCAGCUGGUCAUCCCUUGGGGCCAGAGCGCCAAGCUCACCUGUGAGGUGCGAGGGAACCCCCCGCCCUCUGUGCUGUGGCUAAGGAACGCCGUGCCCCUCACCUCCAGCCAGCGCCUCCGACUGUCCCGUAGGGCCCUGCGGGUGGUCAGUGUAGGGCCCGAGGAUGAAGGCGUCUACCAGUGCAUGGCCGAGAAUGAAGUCGGGAGUGCCCACGCUGUGGUCCAGCUGAGGACCGCCAGGCCGGGCACCACCCUGAGGCCAUGGCGGGAUGCUAAGCCGGCCACUGCCACACCUCCUGUGCCCCCACCUGGACCCGGAAGCCCUGCCCAGAUGCCGAAGGGCCACCCAGGGCCCCUGAGGCCGCCGGCGUCGGCGCAGCCAGCGCCCUUGCCGUGCCUGGGAGAGCAGGGGCAGGCGGCCCCCGCCGAGGCACCUGUCAUCCUCAGCUCGCCCCGCACCUCCAAGACUGACUCGUACGAGCUGGUGUGGCGGCUUCGGCACGAGGGCAGCGGCUGGGCACCGAUCCUCUACUAUGUGGUGAAACACCGCAAGGUGACAAACUCCUCUGACGACUGGACCAUCUCUGGCAUUCCAGCCAGCCAGCACCGCCUGACCCUCACCAGACUCGACCCUGGGAGCUUGUAUGAAGUGGAGAUGGCAGCCUACAACUGUGCAGGCGAAGGCCAGACGGCCAUGGUCACCUUCCGAACUGGACGGCGGCCCAAACCUGAAAUCAUGGCCAGCAAAGAGCAGCAGAUCCAGAGAGAUGACCCCGGAGCCAGCCCCCAGAGCAGCAGCCAGCCGGACCACGGCCGCCUGUCCCGUAAGCCCCCGGCAGCCCCGAGGGCGGGGCUGACCAGCAGUCAGAACUGGAACCAGGUCCACUGCCUCAGAAGGCUCACUGCUGCAGGUUGAAUGGGGUCUUUGAGUCCUGGAGUCCUUGUGACAUUUUCCCGGCCUCUCCCCAGUUUACCACAGCGAGGAGAUAUGGAUUGGAGCUUUUCAAGGGCUCCUCCCAGGAGAGAGUGACCCAGAGAGCCCUAGGAAGAUCUGACGCAGCCACCAGGGGGUGAGGGCUGUGGG